AUGCCUUUUCUUGGUCAAUGCAGAUCAAUUACCGAAUUCAAAGUAGAAUCUCGUCUCGGAGAAGGCACAUACGGUGCUGUAUCGCUCGCCCGAGACACCAAAUCAAACCAAUUUGUAGCGGUCAAGAAAUUACGACUAGCUCCUGAAGGUGAUGGAGUCCAAGGAUUGCCCAUUUCAAGCUUACGAGAAAUACAGUUAUUGAGAAAGACACAGCAUGAUAAUAUUGUUAAGGUUUUGGAGGUAGCUGUUGGGAAUCGAUUAGAUGAUAUACAUCUAGUUAUGGAAUACUGUGAACAUGAUAUGGCAUACUUGAUUGACAAUGUUAUCAGUCAAAACAAGCCAUUUACAACAGCUGAAGCUGACUUUGGACUCGCUCGAAAAUUUUCUGUGCCGACACGACCAAUGACACCUCAAGUCGUGACAUUAUGGUACCGAGCUCCAGAAGUGCUGUUUGGUGCUAAAGAAUACACUACUGCAAUCGACAUGUGGGCCGCCGGAUGCAUCUUUGCUGAACUCAUUCGAGCGACAGCACUCAUGCCAGGCGCAACAGAAAAAGAACAAGUACUGCUCCUAUGUAAAACUCUAGGAACACCUUCAGAAAAAAUCUGGAUGGACUUUCCAAACCUCCCAUUAGCAAAAUCAUUCCCCCUCUAUCAGCAAGACCACUCUGAUUUACUACGAAUCUUCCACACCUCAUCCCCGGAGACGAGAAGCUUGAUCAAAGCCUGUCUUGUAUACGAUCCUCGAUUACGAAUCUCCGCCGAUAUUGCACUUGAGCAUGCAUAUUUUAUGGGUGAGCUGCCGAGAGCUGUGCAUCCGACUUCGUUGCCAAAGUAUCCGGAUAUACGGACUAAUCCUGGUGCGCUCGCUGGUAUACUUGGGGUACAGCAUCAGCAGCAGCAAGGUGGUGGCAAGUUGAAGAGGUUGGGAGAUGACAAGUUGGAUGCUAUGAGGAGGAAACGGGAACGGGAGGAUGAUGUUGUGGGGUAUGAUUUGGAUUUGUUAGCUGCUCCUGCUUUCAAAAGGUUUGACUACAAGUGA
Molecule: messenger RNA, 1041 nt
Organism: Synchytrium microbalum
Lineage: Eukaryota; Fungi; Chytridiomycota; Chytridiomycetes; Synchytriales; Synchytriaceae
Exons: 6
Coding region: 1-1041 (346 amino acids)
Biological process (GO): regulation of mitotic cell cycle; protein phosphorylation
Cellular component (GO): nucleus
Molecular function (GO): ATP binding; cyclin-dependent protein serine/threonine kinase activity
Source: RefSeq, a predicted model, not a curated record